This is a messenger RNA of Kwoniella mangroviensis CBS 8507, 999 nucleotides long. RefSeq lists its product as uncharacterized. The transcript has a single exon. Lineage: Eukaryota; Fungi; Basidiomycota; Tremellomycetes; Tremellales; Cryptococcaceae. The record is from RefSeq and is a predicted model, not a curated record. The coding region runs from base 1 to 999 and encodes 332 amino acids.
AUGCCCUCUCCGCCAGUCUGUACCGUUGAAGUGACCCUUCAGCCUUCCGAUCAGAGGCUUGCUUCCUUGCUUGAAGUCUCACCCGAGGACGUUCAAUACUGCAUCAUCUCCGCUUUCGCCACUCUAUCUUUCGAAAACCUCAAAUGCGUUUCCUCGCUCAAUUCUCGAUAUUAUGCUUCUUUCCAUUCCCGGUUAUAUCACUCAAUCACAUUGUCCAACGAAAACGUGUAUUACCUCAGACAACUGUGCAUACCUCCCCUUCAAUCUGGAGAACUGCCUGUGGUGGUAGCGAAUCAACAACGACAUUUGGAGAGAUACAUAAAUCAGUAUAACAGAUUCCGCUCUAUAUGCAGCUCAGCGCGGACUCUGUCGGUAGUUGGCGAGAAGAUUUUUGAGAUGAUCGCCCAAAUAUCACAGCAGGAGGGGAACACCAAUCUCUUUUCUAAAGUUGAACAGCUAGUAUUGAGGGAUAUGAAAACGAACCAUAAUCCUAGAAGAAUAAACAUAGAUCCUCCUCUGAAACAAUCCCUUGGCACGAUUUUCACAACUAUCCAGCCAAGAAAACUGUGUCUCAAUCUCGGAAUCCCUUUUUCCCAUACAUGGCGCAACCUCGUACAGAAACUGGCUGAAGAGGAUUUGAGCGGGCUAGAAGAAAUUGUUUAUCACGGCGUACCUAUAUCCAAUUUGGAAAUUGAGGUUUUGAUACUGGAGGACGUGGCAAUACAGCGAUUCUUCUUGGAAGAUUAUAUUAUUCCUUCCUAUUGUCAGACUACCCUCAAAAUCGUUUACCGAUGGGCUUCACCUAGAAAUACACCUCAUAGUCACAGAAGGACACCUCAAGAGAUCCAUGUCCACGCUCAUUGGCGGGGUUCCUUUGGAUUACCAUUGGAACUUGUCGAUUCACCGAUCGAGGGUAUGUGGGAGUUAAAAAAAGUUACCCAUAUUCAUCAAGCCGACGAGAAGGUCGAGUGUGAGUGUUGCUCUAGUCAGAAGGUAUAA